UUCUCCCCCAAACACUCGACCUAGAACACAUAUUCGCUCUGAAUUUGACCAAAGUCUUGAUAGUCCUCUAGGACUUGCUAAACAAAACAUUCGUCCUAUGCUGCUCUUGCAGCCGUGCGACGUUCGUGAUCAAGGCUACUUUUGAGACUGGCGAACUCCAACCAUCUGCCUAGAAAGGCUAGGAUGCGUGAGACCAUUUGAAAGCAACUUCAUCCCAGUGUACAGUCUUGAGCAUGGCAGAUUUACGUAUACUCUGAGUAUCAGGUUCACAUCAUGGCAUCCAGUUACUGGGACUCAACCCAGAGGCGAAACUGGACAUACACGAAACCAGAGCUUGCGGAUAUCCGUAAGAAACUAGAGGACUCGGAGCGAGUACUGGUCUCCCAGUAUCCGUUACCAGAUCGCCGUCUACUGAGCCAAUACUUUGCUCAACAGUUGCAGAAGCUGGGAAAGCCUCUCUCUGUCCGACAACAAGCUUUAGCUACAGCUCAAAUCUAUAUCAGACGCUUCUACACGAAAGUCGAAAUCCGCCGGACCAAUCCGCUCCUUGUCGUAGCGACAGCCCUGUACCUCGCCUGCAAGAUGGAAGAAUGCCCCCAGCAUAUCCGUCUGCUCUCAGCUGAAGCCAAUCACAACUGGCCAGAUUUUGGACCCAAGGAGCCCUCUAGGAUCGGUGAAUGCGAGUUUGCCCUCAUCGCAGAGAUGAAUUCGCAACUCAUCAUCCACCAUCCUUACCGAAGCAUGACCGAGCUUCAGUCUAGUUUUCCCCUCAGCCAAGAGGAGAACAAUCUUGCCUGGAACAUCAUCAACGACCAUUAUCUCACGGAUCUUCCUCUCUUACAUGCUCCCCAUCUGAUAGCAAUCACAGCAAUGGUUCUCGCUGUCGUUCUGAGGCCCCAACAAAGCACGCACCAAGUUCAUGCUGCGAAUGUCGCCAAUGCAUUGCAGGCAUUGAGCAACCCUAAGGCAGCACCCGGAGCAAACGGGCCUGGUGGAGCGAACAUCCAGAUCAGGAUCCAGAAGCUGAUCACUUGGCUGGCGGAAAGCUCUGCAGAUAUCGAAGCCAUCGUCGACUGCACCCAGGAACUCAUCAGUCUGUACGAGGUCUGGGAUCAGUACAACGAAAAGGUCUGCAGAGAGCAAAUCAACCGAUUUGUGAAGGGUAAAGGUUUGGAGAAAUAAUAGUCUUGCCGCAAGUGUAAAUUUUCAACGAAGAAUAUUACUCCUUAGGAAAUAAUGUUUGACUGGUGGCGCUACGGCUCGGCACAGCCACAGCCAGCUUGAGUCACAGCUACUAAUGUCG
This is a messenger RNA of Pseudovirgaria hyperparasitica, 1303 nucleotides long. Its product is annotated as C/H/G cyclin. Gene Ontology annotation, molecular function: cyclin-dependent protein serine/threonine kinase regulator activity. Gene Ontology annotation, cellular component: nucleus; mediator complex. Gene Ontology annotation, biological process: positive regulation of transcription by RNA polymerase II. NCBI's taxonomy places the organism in Eukaryota, Fungi, Ascomycota, Dothideomycetes, Acrospermales, Acrospermaceae. The record is from RefSeq and is a predicted model, not a curated record. The coding region runs from base 274 to 1182 and encodes 302 amino acids. The transcript has 2 exons.